Messenger RNA from Symbiodinium sp. CCMP2456, 1227 nucleotides. The record is from the annotation of a GenBank genome assembly. NCBI's taxonomy places the organism in Eukaryota, Dinophyceae, Suessiales, Symbiodiniaceae.
AUGCCGGCGUACUCCAAGCGCGCCAGGUCCCAGCUGUCUGUGCUGCGCCGGAGGCCCUUGAGCACCGUUCAGGUCUUUAGCCACGUGGCCACUUUCUACUGCAUUGGAUGCUUCGCUGGAUUGGUGGUCCCGGCGUGGUGCAGCGGCGGUGCCGAUACCUGGGGGCCGGUCUUGGUUGCCAUUUUCUGGUUCGUCUUCGUUGCCGAUUUGUCGCUGUAUGGUUGGAUUCUCAACGUGGAUUGCCGCUACGUUGAGGCUCUGCCAGGCAUGCCGGACAGUUACUCAGGCAGCGAGUCUCGGCAGUGCGACGACUGUGGUACUCAUGUGUCACAUACACGCGUCAAGCAUUGCCAAAGCUGUGGCUGGUGUAUGGAGGGGUUCGACCACCAUUGCCGAUACCUCAACGUUUGUGUGGGGGGCAGGAGCUACCCGGCCUGGUUUAGCUUCGUGGCGCUGCUGUUCAUACUGAUGGUCACGUGCAGCUUCGCCCACUUCCACUUGCUCAGUGAUCCGUCGAGUCACGACUUGCACCAGUCGCAGCCAGUGGUGUUCUAUAUCUUCGCCAGCGUUGCUGGUUGUAUAUCUUCCAUGGAAUCUCUAUUCCUCCUUGCGUUGAUCGCCCAGCACACCUACUUCUGCUUAGUAGGCAUCACCACUUUGGAGUACAUCAAGGAUCAGGCCAGCGCCUUCCCAGGGCUGCCGCCGAACGGCUGGCGAGAGGCUGUGGAGCGCGGCGAGUGCUUCGACUGUGGUGGCCUCUUGGAGCUGGUGGAGGCGCCUGAUGUGAAUGAAGUGCUCUACUGCUCUAUCUGCCAGGGUGAUAUUGCCAAGGCUGGCGUAGUCUGCUGGCAGUGUGACAUUUGCGACCUUUGCUCGGUAUGUCCGCUGUGUUAUCGGUUAGCUUCGUCGACUUCGACAGUUAUCACGUACCGCGCCUCUGCCCUGAGGCGGCGCUCACAGGCGGUGAUGGGUGCUUUAGACCUCACACGCAGCAGAAGCCAGGGAGGAGGUAGCAGCUGCAAGACGUCAUGGACGCCCAACGGCUCUACCUCUGGCGAACAGCGAGAGCACCGCGCCAUCAGUCGGCGCACGAUUUCCGCCGUGGUGGCUGCUGUGGAAGGCCAUGGCGGCGAGACGAAGGAUGCCUGGACGUGCUGUCCUUGCGGCCGCCGAGAGGAGGAGGCCGAGUCUGAAAGCUCUACCGAGGAAGGUGAUGAUGCAGGAUGA